Messenger RNA from Ornithorhynchus anatinus (platypus), 3431 nucleotides. RefSeq names its product HECT domain E3 ubiquitin protein ligase 3 (gene HECTD3). The record is from RefSeq and is a predicted model, not a curated record. The transcript has 21 exons. Gene Ontology annotation, molecular function: ubiquitin-protein transferase activity. The coding region runs from base 69 to 2639 and encodes 856 amino acids. Lineage: Eukaryota; Metazoa; Chordata; Mammalia; Monotremata; Ornithorhynchidae.
CCCAGGACCGGCCCCCAGGACCGGCCCCCCGGGGAGGUGCGAGGCCCUGUGCGGGCGCUGCGUCCGGCAUGGCGGGCCCGGGGGGGGAGGCCCCGUGUCCGCAGCAGCUGCUGGGGCGGGUGCGGUUCCUGCGGGAGGCGGCUUGCUGCCUGCGGGCCGGGGAGGCGCUGCCCGCCGCGCUGGCCUUCGUGCCCCGGGAGGUGCUGUACAAGCUGUGCAGGGACCCUCCCGGGACCGGACCCCCGGCCCGGACCCCCGUCCUGCUGCCCGUCUGGGACACCCCCAACCAGGCCCCCGGACCCCGCAGGCCCGGCCGCCCCGCCGUAAGGCUCCGUCGGGGCCACUGUCUGAGGGCCACGGGCGAGGAGCUCUGCAACGCCCAAGGCCUCUGGGUCAGGAUCUCCAAGGAGCAGCUGAAGGAGCACCAACCCCAGGCCCAGCAGAGCGGGUGCCAGCUGGAGGAUGGCUGGCUCCUGGUGUGUAAGCACAGCGAGGGCGGGGACCGGCUGGUGCCCGUCGCCUCCGCGGACCGGGUACAGCGCCAGCAGCAGCUCUUCGGCCUGGACUUCAAACCCAUCGUCAGGUGGGAGCAGGUGGUGGAUCUGACCUACUCCCUGCGGCUCGGCGCCCAGCCCAAAGUGAUGGAGGAAGACACGGAGGCCGUGCGGAGGCUCCGGUUCGUGCCCCCAACGUGGACCUACGAAUGCGACGAGGACCUGGUGCACUUCCUGUACGACCACGUGGGGAAGGAGGACGAGAACCUGGGCAGCGUCAAGCAGUACGUGGAAAGCAUCGACGUCUCCUCCUACACGGAGGACUUCAAUGUCUCGUGCCUGACCGACAGCAAUCCCGACACCUACUGGGAAAGCGAUGGGUCCCAGUGCCAGCACUGGGUUCGCCUCACCAUGAAGAAGGGCACCAUCGUCAAAAAGCUGCUGCUGACGGUGGACACGACGGACGAUAACUUCAUGCCCAAGCGGGUGGUGGUGUACGGGGGCGAAGGGGACAACCUCAAGAAACUGAGCGACGUCAGCAUCGACGAGAGCCUGAUCGGGGAUGUGUGCGUGCUGGAGGACAUGACCGCCCACCUACCCAUAAUCGAGAUCCGCAUUGUGGAGUGCCGAGAUGACGGGAUCGACGUGCGGCUGCGCGGGGUGAAGAUCAAAUCCUCGCGGCAGCGGGACCUGGGGCUGAGCGUGGAUAUGUUCCAGCCCGCCAGCAUGGUGCGCUACCCGCGCCUGGAGGGCACGGCGCCCGACGUCCUCUACCGCCGGGCCAUCCUGCUGCAGAGGUUCAUGAAGCUCCUGGACAGCGUCCUCUAUCACCUGGUGCCAGCCUGGGACCACACCCUGGGCACCUUCAACCAGAUCAAGCAGGUGAAGCAGUUCCUGCUGCUGUCGCGGAGGCGCCCGGCCCUGGUGGCCCAGUGCCUGAAGGACUCGGAGAGCGGCAAGCCCAGCUUCAUGCCCCGCCUCUACAUUAACCGGCGCCACGCCAUGGAGCACCGUGACUGCCCCGCCCGCGACCCCACCUGCAAGAACGCCGUCUUCACUCAGGUUUACGAGGGCCUCAAGCCGUCGGACAAGUACGAGAAGCCUCUGGACUACCGGUGGCCACUGCGCUAUGAUCAGUGGUGGGAGUGUAAAUUCAUCUCUGAGGGGAUUAUUGACCAAGGCGGGGGCUUCCGGGACAGCCUGGCCGACAUGUCCGAGGAGCUGUGCCCCAGCUCGGCCGACGCCCCCGUGCCCCUGCCCUUCUUCGUCCGAACGGCCAACCAGGGCAACGGCACCGGGGAGGCCCGGGACAUGUACGUGCCCAACCCCUCCUGCUGCGACUUCGCCAAGUACGAGUGGAUCGGCCAGCUGAUGGGAGCCGCACUGAGGGGCAAGGAGUUCCUGGUCUUGGCCCUCCCCGGUAUCGUGUGGAAGCAGCUGGCCGGGGAGGAGGUGAGCUGGAGCAAGGACUUCCCGGCCGUGGACUCCGUGCUGGUGAAGCUGCUGGAGGUGAUGGAGGUGAUGGACAGAGACACGUUCGACUUCAAGUUCGGGAAGGAGCUGACCUACACCACGGUGCUGAGUGACCAGCGGGUGGUGGAACUGCAGCCCGGGGGCGCCGGCUUGGCCGUGCGCUACGAGGACCGCUUCCGCUUCAGUCGCCUGGUGCAGAAAGCCCGGCUGGAGGAGAGCAAGGACCAGGUGGCGGCCAUGCAGGCGGGCCUGCUGAAGGUGGUCCCCCAGGCCGUGCUAGACCUCCUGACGUGGCAGGAGCUGGAGAAGAAGGUGUGCGGGGACCCCGAGGUCACCGUGGAGGCCCUCAAGAAGCUCACUCGUUUUGAGGACUUCGAGCCGUCGGACACGCGGGUGCAGUAUUUCUGGGAGGCUCUCAACAACUUCACCAACGAGGACCGGAGCCGCUUCCUACGCUUCGUCACCGGCCGCAGCCGGCUGCCUGCCCGCAUCUACGUCUACCCGGACAAGCUGGGCUCGGAGACCACGGAUGCCUUGCCCGAGUCUUCCACCUGCUCCAGCACCCUCUUCUUGCCCCACUAUGUCAGCGCCAAAGUGUGUGAGGAGAAACUGCGCUACGCCGCUUACAACUGUGUAGCCAUCGACACGGACAUGAGCCCCUGGGAAGAGUGAGGCUCCGGCCCGUGGCUCCCCGGCCUGGGCAGCAUAACGGCCCCAAUAAACCACGCGCCAGGCCCGCCCGCUCGGUCCCCUUGCCUUUCUGCCCAUGACCUGCACCCAGAAUGUCCGGGAAAGGCAGGAUCUCCAGUGAUCCUGGGUUCCCCGUUCUGUCAACGGGGAGUCCCGGGUCCCCGGGGGAGGGGGACAGCAGGAGAGGCAACCGGGGUUGUGGCCGAUCCCGUCGGGAAGGGCCUUCGGGGUCCCCUCGGGCCCCAGCUACGAGACCUCGUGCAGCUUGGGGUCCCGGACGCUCAUCCGGACGUCCCAACGUGCCCGAGGCUCGUGAGACCACAGGCGGCGGCCCCCCAUACCCGGCUCGGAACCGGACUUGUUGGGCAGAGGGCCCUUCACGCAGUCCGCUCAAAGCACUGGGCCCUUUCCCUCUUUCCCUUAGCCCCGUGACCCUCUUCCCGAAGAGGGGUCGUGACCGAUUUUGGCCACUUCCCUCCCAGACCUGUGGUCAAGCUGAGGCGGGGAAAGAGGCUCCUGCUCCCACCCCCUUCCUACCUCACGGCUCCCAGUGAGUUCUUUCCGCCCACCCCCGCUUCAGGUCGGCCGCGAUAGGGUUUGCUUGGGGGGCGGGGGUCACCUGCUUGCUCGUGUGCUAGCUUAGAGGGGCCGUUUGCCGCUGCUGUCGGCCUGGUCCCGGUGUCAUUUUUGUUCAGCCCCCUGAGUCUCCGCUCCGUCGUCGUGGAGAUAGAGGAUGGGAGCUGGGGGUGGGGGGAGAAUCGGGCACUUUUAUAA